AUUGUUUUCACCCUGAGAAGCUCCGCCCACAGGAUUGAACGAUCUCUGGUUUAAAGGCGGUCAAUUUACAAGGCGCGCAUUUAGUAGUAAGCUGUCGGCUGGCUGGGGCUUUUCAUCAUUCUUAACAUGUUCAACCUUUUAAUUUUUGUUUUUACGCUUUUCGCUCUCUCCUCGGCGGAGACGGACCGUUACGAUGUUACUCUGAAGAUACCAAACAAAGCUUUUGAUGGGGAAAUAUGGAUGGCCUGCACGACAACGACUCUCAAAGACGUAAAACAGUUUGUCACAAACUUUCAGCCAGUUGCCAACCCCGGGAUAGUCCACCACAUGAGCAUCCACGUGUGUGAAAAACCCUUCUCCACCGACCCGUACUGGGCCUGUGUAGAUAAAAACCGGGUAUGCGGACCGAGUGGGAGAUUGCCAUUGUUUGAGUGGGGACGAGAUGCGCCCGGCUGGAAAAUACCCGAAGGUUACGGAAUUCCUGUAGAUCGCGACCAUCUUCACGUUGUUCUUCAAAUACAUAUGAAGGAAGACAUAAAAGCUUCUGCCACCGGGCCUCUGGACUUCAGCGGUCUAAGAGUGUCCCUGAGAACGACUCAGCCUCAGUAUGAGAUCGCCAUGGGGGUGCUAGGGAACGUGGGAUACGUGCCGGCUAAAACUGGAGCCGCCACCACGGACUCUGCCUGCAAGUGGCCGCUGCCCAUGACGGUGCCUCUGGCCGCCUACUCCCUCCACACACACAAUCUAGGUCGCGCUGUGUCCGCCUACAUAAUUCGCAAUGGUGAAUGGAUUGAGAUUGGUCGAGGUGACCCUGGAUAUCCAGAGAUGGUGAUGGACAUUGCUGACAGAGGACUGACCAUUCGACCAGGAGAUAUUCUGGCUGCAAGAUGCACCUUCGACAAUGACCAAGAUCAUGAUGUGAAGUUUGGCUCCGAGCACGGCGGUGAGAUGUGCAACGUGUACCUGCACUAUGGCGUCAGCAGCGACACCCCUGCCCAUCAGCGCAUGCUCCAAUGUUCGACUAACGCCCAGAAGUUUCACUGGGACACGUACUUCGAGUCCACGCCAGCCGACGCCUCAGACCCCAACGGGGAUACUGACCAGGCUAGAAUGGUCAAGCGUCUAGGUCUGGUCAAAGUGCCAUAUUAAUUGUUUGAGAUUGAGUUUAUUAAAGUAUGCUGGAUGACAGUGCAUAAAAGAAUUCAAAGUGCGUCGAUAUCAAGCUUAAAGAGUUGAUUUCAAGAAGCUGCAGAAUAAAUGCAUUUAUUGAGAAAAACAAUUGACUGUAAAUUGAGGAUUUUGGAGACCCCACAAUUAAAUUCACUACCUCUGUUUUCUUAUUGUAUUUUCUAAAUUUAUUCAGCCAAUCGGUCAACCUCGAUAAGUCCCGUAUCCACUGUUCUAGGUAUGCGCUCAACAGAGAUCUCCCGAAUAGUCAUCUUGUUUUAGUGUUGGGUGUAUUUUGAGCAUACGCCCUUCACGCUCAUUGUAAUUAAAAGCAAUGACAAGUACCUGUUGCUUUGAUACGUGCGCUGCCUUUUGUUUUACAUAAUAUGAUAACAUAUUUGUUUUGUUGUUAAUUGUAAUUGAUCAAAUAAACCAAUUUGAUGUAUU
Molecule: messenger RNA, 1614 nt
Organism: Lingula anatina
Lineage: Eukaryota; Metazoa; Brachiopoda; Lingulata; Lingulida; Lingulidae
Product: putative peptidylglycine alpha-hydroxylating monooxygenase 1
Biological process (GO): peptide metabolic process
Cellular component (GO): membrane
Molecular function (GO): copper ion binding; oxidoreductase activity, acting on paired donors, with incorporation or reduction of molecular oxygen, reduced ascorbate as one donor, and incorporation of one atom of oxygen
Source: RefSeq, a predicted model, not a curated record